AGCUCCAGCACUCUUUGCAGGAUGAGCAGUAAGAUCACUUUUUACGAGGACAGAAACUACCAGGGCCGCUCGCAUGAGUGCGACGCCGACUGCCCCGACAUGCACCCCCACUUCAGCCGCUGCAACUCCAUCAAGGUGGAGAGCGGCUGCUGGGUGCUGUACGAGAAGCCCAACUACAGCGGCUACCAGUACGUCCUGACCCGGGGGGAGUACCCGGACUACCAGCGCUGGAUGGGCUACAAUGACACCAUCCGCUCCUGCCGGACCUUCUCCUAUGCCAGCGAGGGGCCGUACCGCCUGCGCAUCUACGAGCGGCCCAACUUCCAGGGCCAGAUGGUGGAGUUCAGCGACGACUGUGAUUCGGUGCAGGAACACUUCCGCAGCCGCGACGUCUACUCCUGCAACGUGGUGGAGGGCUACUGGACCCUCUACGAGCACCCCAACUACCGCGGCCGGCAGUACUUCGUGAGGCCCGGGGAGUACCGCAAGUUCAGCGACUGGGGGGCCACCUGCGCCACCACCGGGUCCUUCCGCAGGGUCACUGGGUUUUAA
Messenger RNA from Pungitius pungitius (ninespine stickleback), 552 nucleotides. RefSeq names its product gamma-crystallin M2-like. Lineage: Eukaryota; Metazoa; Chordata; Actinopteri; Perciformes; Gasterosteidae. The coding region runs from base 22 to 552 and encodes 176 amino acids. Gene Ontology annotation, molecular function: structural constituent of eye lens. The record is from RefSeq and is a predicted model, not a curated record. The transcript is spliced from 3 exons. Gene Ontology annotation, biological process: lens development in camera-type eye; visual perception.